GUAUCUGGGAGACACAGAGGAAGCUGUUAAAUCAUUGAGCAAGGCUGCGGAUGUACUACGGAUUACACAUGGCACAAAUACGCUUUUCAUGAAGGACCUCUUGAUGAAGUUAGAAGAAGCCCGUGCUGAAGCGUCUUACAAAUUGUCCUCCAAAGGGUAGUAGAGUAACAAGUUGACGACUACAGUUGCUGCUGCUGUUAGUACAAGCUAGUCAUUAAAACUGAACCACGCAAGGAUUAAUGGGUGUUUUUUAUUAAUGAUAGCAAGCUUGCACAAUGAAAUACAUGAAUCUCAACCGGAUAAAUUGUUAGUGGCGAAAAACGGAAAAGGAUGGAUGGUUAGC
Molecule: messenger RNA, 343 nt
Organism: Cajanus cajan (pigeon pea)
Lineage: Eukaryota; Viridiplantae; Streptophyta; Magnoliopsida; Fabales; Fabaceae
Source: RefSeq, a predicted model, not a curated record